UCACAGGUCUGAAGUAUCCAACCCCUAAGGAGUCAGACCCAGAGAGGAAGCAGAAGGCUGCUAAAUGUCUGACAUUUCGUGGAAAUCAUGGAAAACCCGGCAAACAACAGCAAGCACGCUGAUAGCACGGGAGACUGCGCCAUCUGCUUGGAGAGGAUUCAGAGGAAGAAAACGCUUAAGUGUCAGCACUCUUUCUGCUCGGAGUGCAUCGACUCAGUUUUCAGACUGAAGCCCGCAUGUCCGAUAUGCAACACAUUCUACGGAGUGUACACGGGGACCCAGCCGCAGGGCACGAUGACGGUGACCCACAGCUUUCUGAAGCUACCGGGCUUCGAGAACUGCGGCUCAAUAGUUAUCCAGUACAAUUUCCCAGGGGGGAUACAAGGGGCUGAGCACCCAAAUCCCGGUGUGAGGUACAGCAGCACCUCUCGUACUGCCUACUUGCCAGAUUGUGCAGAGGGACAGAAGGUCUUGAGGCUGCUAAGGAAAGCAUUCAACAGAAGACUUACUUUUACCGUCGGACGAUCGGCCACCACAGGCCUCAACAAUGUCAUUACCUGGAACGACAUUCACCACAAGACCAGCAUAAAUGGCGGUCCAGAGAGUUUUGGUUAUCCAGAUCCAGCGUACCUGUUCAGGGUUCAAGAGGAGCUUCGCCUUAAAGGUGUAACAGAGGAUGACUGAUUGUUCGAAAACAUUUUUUAGACAGAGUUAGUGCUGCUCUUAAUAAAGUUCCCAGUUGCAAAUCUGCACUUUUCAACAGUAAUGUUCACCACGGAUACUUGAAGAUAUGUUUUUGUUUUUUUGUAUAGGACCUAGGCUAAACUGAGGGAGAAGUUUAGCUUUUCCAAAGACUUUUUCUGCUUUAUUCCUGUUAUGUAGCUGAUUUACUUUAAGCCAAUAAGCAAAGUGAGUUUGGUAUUGAUUUCAUUAGUGUACACAGCACCGUUCACAUUUUUUAGUAGUCUUGGUAAAAAAGUGUGGAAAGUAGAAAAACUAAGUUAAUCUUUUGUCACCUUAUUCUGAUCACACACUGAAAAACAUCCUGUUUACCUCACUGAGUUCGAAGUGUUUCAAGCAUCAUUCAGGAUGUAGUGGAAAAGAGGCUUUCCUGGAACCUAUGCCUUGGUGGAAUUGCAUGUAUCCAUUUUGAAGAGUGACUAGGAGAAAUGGACUUGCAUUUAUUUACCUGUUUAUUUAUAACUCCAACAAGCAGGAAAAUGUGGAUUAGACUUUGAACAAUACAAAAAAGUAAAAUAGUCAUUCAAAAAAGCAAAAAUACACUUAGGAGUUGAACAUAAUUUUUAGGUGAAGGUUGAAUUUUUUUUGUGGCAGAGGGGAAUUAAAGAUUAGUUUAUUUAAAGGACUUUAACACAUUUCUUUUUUCUUUUUCUUUCUUCAGGGAUGCCAUUAAAAUUAGAGUGUUAUGUUUGUAACAAUUUAUUUGCACUGGAUGGAAACAUAAUAUGAUUGAAAAGUGAAUGUUUUCUAGGGUCAAUGGCAGAGUCAGAUAAAUGAUCCUGUAUAUUAUUUUGUUGACAAUCAGUCCUGUUUAUUGAAAAUGCUUAAAAUAUUUUGUAAUUUUUGUUCUUUUCCAGCUUCCUUCUUUAAAAAAAAGCGUGAAAACAUGCAAACAUUUUUUGUGAAAAUAUAUUUGAACAUAACAUUUCCCAUAAAAUAUAUUUAACUAAAUUUAAAUUUUAUUUUUAAAUAGGUGUACCAAAAAACCCCUAAAGAAUGACCGUGCCUGGCUAACAACUAAUUAAAGUAAAUUACAUUGGGUUUUUUUUUAAGUAGGUUUAUUAGCCUUUCUACAAAAACAGAAUUUUGUGUAAUAUUUUUUAUUUUUGCAAUAAUGCACCUUAAUUGAUUUCGUGCCUUAUGCAGUAUCAGAUAAGUUUGUGCCUUAAGAACAAUGAGUGAAAUAUGAUUUUAUGCCCUGACGUCACCUCGCUUGUACACUAGAUGGCGGUGUUCUCCUAGUAGAAGGACUGUUACAUUUCGUCGUCAUUCUGUUCCCAGCUUUCUCUCUCCCCUCAAAGUUUCCGACCUGAUGUGUUUGGGUCAGUUUUCACUGCAACAGUUAGAGAGGAGGUUGCUUUGUCUUUCGCUAAAAUUUGAUGUUAUAUUUUGGAGGAAAGUGUACUGCUGUGUGGUGAUGACUAAAAGCUGAAAGGGAAGUUGUUCUUUGUUAAUUGUGUGAAGACCGACCAAAUCAAUGCUGGACCAAAUAUAUCCUAUUUAAAACUCGCUCUGAAUGUUUUGGUCUAGCAUUACAAUGCAUGGCAUACUAAGCUGAUUUUUCACUGUGUUUCAGUGUGUUUUUUACCACGAUUUUAUGGGAUAGACCAAUGCAAACUAGCACAUUGGUCUAUCUCAUAAUGAUUGAUGGUUUAAAGCAUUUUUCCCCCCACAAAAACAAAUUUGGAAAGAAUAGUAUAACAUUCAACUUUUCCCUUACAUGUUUGGUGUUUCUUGGUCUUUAUGAUUGUUUUUGUUCCCUAACAAACCUCUGAGGCCUUCAAAUCAGCUGGAUUGAUAUAGAGGUUAAUUUACACAGCACUAUUGUGUAAACUAUAGUUUGGUAAAUUUACACAUUUACUAUUGUGUAAAUGCUUUCUGAAGUGACUUCAGAUUUUGCUCACUUUUAUUUAGGGAUAUCAGAAUGAAUCCAGCUGAAUAAAAAUGCACACUGCAGUUUGAAGAUUUUAUUCAGCUUUUUUCAACUCCUCAUACAUGAUCCUCUCCUCCCUCACUCUCGUUUGUGUCUGUAAUGUGACAAAAUGUAAACAAAACAAAAAAAAAUUAAAUUUUGGUUUUGGUCCAAAAAGAAAAGAAUAGUCAGGAAGCACGUUUAACUUUUAUUUAGUUCGAAAGUGUGCACAUGUGAUGCAACAGUCAGAUAGUGGACUGUUUUCCACUCUGACGUCAGUGUCUGGGGGCAUUUCUGUGGCCUGUAGGAUCUCAGGGCAUCUGCUAACCUCUAAUCAGAGUAGGACCCAUCUGCCACCCCACCCUGUGUUCCCCCUCUUUCUGCAGUAUUUCAUCAGUAAUAUUCAUCCAUAUGUCAUCAUCUGUCCAUUCAUUAAAAAUAACAAUAAAAAAGGUUUAUUUGAAUUGUUUUUUUUUUUGUUUUUUUUUUAAGUUCUGCAACAUUUUGGUUCUCUAAAGUAGAAAGAUCGGCUCAUAAUGCAACUUACAUUUUAAUAGUAAUCCUAGAAACCCUAAACGCUCUGAGUAGUAAGGCAGGAUUGUGUGUGAUAUAAAGCAGAAUCUAGUGAAAGUAGCACAAAGUAGAAGCAUGUCUGAAAUUACUUCUGUUUCAUUGAAUCUAACCUAGAUUUACACAUGAAAUACUUCAUCUGAAUUUGUCUGGUUUGUUACUAUAUGAGGAUGUCUCUCUGGGGUUAAAGCACAAAUGCUUUUUGUUCUUGCUAAAAAUUCAAACAGAGAAAGGUUGAUUUUGUGUGUGUGUGUGUGUGUGUUCUUUUUAUUUUAUUAGAUAAGUUUUUUUGUGUGAAAUUUUGUCUCAGAUUUUCCGCCAUAUAUUCUUCUGCACGUAGGCUCAAAAGUUCAGUUCUGGUCUCAUCUGUGCAGAGCAACAUCUUCCAUAAGUAUUCUGUAUCCACUAUGUUUGGGAAAAACUACAG
Messenger RNA from Gambusia affinis (western mosquitofish), 3650 nucleotides. Its product is annotated as probable E3 ubiquitin-protein ligase DTX3. The transcript is spliced from 3 exons. Gene Ontology annotation, biological process: protein ubiquitination; Notch signaling pathway. Lineage: Eukaryota; Metazoa; Chordata; Actinopteri; Cyprinodontiformes; Poeciliidae. The record is from RefSeq and is a predicted model, not a curated record. Bases 88 to 684 code for a protein of 198 amino acids.